Seriola aureovittata is the source of this 8551-nucleotide messenger RNA. RefSeq names its product VPS10 domain-containing receptor SorCS1. Lineage: Eukaryota; Metazoa; Chordata; Actinopteri; Carangiformes; Carangidae. Gene Ontology annotation, cellular component: membrane; Golgi apparatus. Gene Ontology annotation, molecular function: protein binding. The record is from RefSeq and is a predicted model, not a curated record. Gene Ontology annotation, biological process: post-Golgi vesicle-mediated transport.
UGGAAAAUAACAAAUAUGGAGAAAGACAGUUGCAACAUUAUCCUCCAUCUCUUAGUCUGGAUCCUCAGCUCCUCCCCCAUGCGUGCGGGGCUUUAUUUGAUCAAAUCCUUCAACUUGGACCACUUAGGUUCAGCCGCACUUUUUUGCAACACUGCGUUUGCAACGCCACAACUUGCGCAGCAGUUCUUCGUCCACAGCCGAGCGACAAUUAACACCCCGGAGAGGCAGAGAGAGGAGCGGGUAAAAAAGGACUUCUUGCAUUCACGGCAUCCUUCUCUGCCGCCCGCAAUGGAGACGGGGGUCAUAUUUUGCCCUAAGUGGCACAGUGCGCUUUGGUUUUUCAUUUUGAUGAUGUUCUGUUUUUUUCACGCCUUCAAAGCUGAGAUAACUUGCAGGUCGUGCCAGCCUGGAAAUAAGUGGCAUGCACAGGAAUUACUGCUGAAAUUUGACAGAAGUGAAUUCUCGGCGGGGCUGAAAGGAGAAGUUUUUGGACACGGAGACGGAGAAGGGAGAGCCGGGGCUGCAAGUGCCGAAAGUCGGCGGCUCCGUUGUGCGGCUGGGCGCGAUGAUUGCGCUCCAGCUGGGGCGGGAGACACGGAAACAAGGCUGAAACGGAAUACAGGCAACCUGCGCGCCAAAGAUGAGACCGGCGAGAGCGAGUUUUCAAAGAUUAAAGUUUCAUACGUAGAAACGAGUGGUCAGCAGAGGAGCAGCGAUGGUGCCGGUUUUACCCGAUACAGAAAGCGCACAAGGAGGGAUAGUGCUGAUGAGAAAGUCAGACCCCCCGGUUCAGCUCAAAGUCAGGACCCGGGAGAGGGCACCGGCCAGGCGGCUCGGCGCAGAGUGACGCGCUCUGAAUUGCGCUGGAGCGGCGAGGAGCGGAGAGCCGGUGGUCAGAGGCAGGAGGAGCUAAAACUUAAUAGUUCGACAUUCGCCUUGACCGGGGAUUCAUCUCACAAUCAGGCUAUGGUGCACUGGUCCGGCCAGAACAGCAGUGUAAUUUUGAUGCUCACCAAGCUAUUUGACUUCAACCUCAACAGUGUGACUGAGAGUUCAUUAUGGAGGUCCACCGACUAUGGAGCAACGUACCAGAAGCUGAAUGACAAAGUGGGAGUAAAGACCAUACUCAGUUAUUUGUACGUGAGCCCUAACAACAAGAGAAAGAUCAUGCUGUUAACUGAUCCAGAGGUGGAGAGCAGUCUACUGAUCAGCUCCGAUGAAGGAGCAACCUACCAGAAGUACCGGCUGAACUUCUACAUCCUCAGCUUGCUCUUCCACCCGGAGCAGGAGGACUGGAUUCUGGCCUACAGCCACGACCAAAAGCUCUACAGCUCAGUGGAGUUUGGGAGGAGGUGGCAGCUGGUGCAUGAAAGAGUGGCUCCUAAUCGUUUCUACUGGUCGAAAAUGGGUUUGGACAAAGAGCCGGGCUUAAUUCACCUGGAAACCAGCAUCUCUGAAGGACAGGCACUGUAUGUCACCUGCAAGCUGCAGAACUGCACAGAUGCCAACAAGGGCAAACCAUUCCCCGGCUACAUUGACCCCAAUUCUCUGGUGGUGCAAGAUGAGUAUGUGUUUGUCCAGGUGUCAACCGCGGGAAGACCAAUCUACUAUGUGUCUGCUAAAAGAGACGUCUUUACCCCCAUGAAGCUGCCCAAGUACACCCUGCCCAAGGACCUGCAUGUGAUCAGUACGGAUGAAAACCGCGUGGUGGCAGCCGUGCAGGAGUGGAACCAGAAUGAAACCUACAACCUGUAUGUGUCAGACACAUUGGGGGUCUACUACACCCUGGCCCUGGAGAACGUGGUCAGCAGCAUGGGCCCCGAGGGCAACGUCAUGGUCGAUCUCUACGAGGUAGCGGGAAUAAAGGGGAUGUUCCUGGCCAACAAAAAGAUGGAUAACCAAGUGAAGACGCACAUCACCUACAACAGAGGCCGAGACUGGAGGCUGCUGCAGGCCCCGAGCAAAGACCUGAGGGGCAACAGCAUCCACUGUGUGCUGCCAUACUGUUCAUUACAUCUCCAUCUCCACGUGUCUGCAAAUCCCUACACAUCUGGAAACAUCGCCAGCAGGGACUCGGCGCCGGGGAUCAUUGUCGCGUCAGGCUCAAUUGGCUCAGAGCUGACCACCAGCAAUGUCAGUGUGUAUAUCACCUCCGAUGCCGGAAACACAUGGAGACAGAUCUUCGAUGAGGAGUAUGCAGUGCUCUAUCUCGACCAAGGAGGCGCCUUAGUUGCAAUAAGACACACUCCACUUCCUAUCCGACACCUGUGGUUGAGCUUUGAUGAAGGACGGCAGUGGAACAAGUACAGCUUCACGAACAUGCCCCUGUUCGUGGAUGGGGUGCUGGGAGAGCCUGGGGAAGAGACUCUCAUCAUGACGAUAUUCGGCCACGUCAGUCAUCGCUCAGAGUGGCAGCUGGUGAAAAUAGACUUCAGGUCCAUCUUCAACAGGAGGUGUACAGAGGCGGAUUAUCAGACAUGGCACCUCCACAACCAGGGUGAGCCGUGCCUCAUGGGAGUGAAAAGGAUCUACCGGAAACUGAAGCCCACGUCCAGGUGCGUUAUGGGGAAGACGUACUCUGUGUCAAUGACGUCCGGCCCCUGUGAAUGCACAGAGGCUGACUUUGAGUGUGAUUAUGGCUACGAGAGACGGACCGAUGGCAAGUGCACCCCUGCCUUUUGGUUCCAUCCAUCAUCGAUGUCCAGGAGUUGCAGCAUGGGGAUGACUUUCCUUAACAGCACUGGCUACAGGAAGGUGGUCUCUAAUAACUGUACAGCCGGAGUCAGCGUGGAGUACACAGCCAGGAGGCAGCAGUGUUCCAUCCAAGCACCCAAAGGUCUCCACCUGGUCACCAGUGAGGGCACGCUGACAGCCACAUUAGGCGCCAAUGUCACCUUCCUUGUUUUUCUGGAGGAGGGCGAUGGGGCGAGGACGAGCAUCACUCUGGACUUUGGAGACGGCCACGCUCUGACGUACUCCAAUGUGAGCUCCAUCGAGGACGGGAUUAAACACAUCUACAAAGCUGUGGGAAUCUACCGAGUGUCUGCCACCGGGGAGAACAACCUCGGCUCAGAGACCGCUAUGCUCUACCUGCAUGUCACAUGUCAGCUGGAGUAUAUCCAUCUCUCAGCUCCCUUUGUGGCGGUGAGGAAUAAGGAAGUGAACCUGACCGCCGUUCUGUGGCCCAGCCAAGUGGGAACGGUCACCUACAUCUGGUGGAUCGGAAAUAACACAGAGCCAGUAAUCACCCUAGAGGGAAGUGUAGCGUGCACGUUCUCCCGGGAAGGUAUCAAUACUGUCACUGUGCAGGUGUCUGCAGGGAAUACUAUUCUGCAGGACAGAAAAAACAUCGCUGUCCACGAAUAUUUCCGAUCUCAUCUGCUCGCCUUUUCAUCAAACCUCGACGACCACAACCCUGACGUCGCAGAAUGGAGGCUCGAUGUGAGCCGAGUCAUCAAGAACUCUCUGAUCCAGGCUACAGGCGUGAGAGAGGAUCAGCUUCUGGUCACCGUCCUCCCAGGUUUACCCACUGCAGCGGAGUUUUUCCUCCUACCUGACAAACAGCUAACGGAGGGGAAACCAGAGAAGAGCUCUGCUCAUUUAGAUCAGCUCUCUGAGGUUUUGCUCAGCGCCUUGAAUCAAAACCUUGUCCAGUUCACGCUGCGACCAGGGGUCCAAGUCACUGUGUAUGCAGCACACCUAUCAGCAGCGCCCCUAGUGGACACCAGCGAGAACCACAGUGGCUCUGCCAUGCUAAUGCUGCUAUCAGUAGUGGUUGUGGGUUUAGCCGUGUUUGUCAUCUACAAAUUCAAGAGGAAGAUCCCAGGCCUCAACGUCUAUGCGCAGAUGCAGAAUGAAAAAGAACAAGAAAUGAUGAGUCCAGCUAAUCCAACAGAGACCACGGCCAGCUCACAGCGGGACUUGGUGCAUUCUUUGGAGAUUCUGGACACAGAGUUUAACUCACGGCCCAUCGGAUGUAUGAAACCUCAUGUACAUGUGAAAUUCUCCACAGAACUCCCCACAUACAUCGUCUGAACUCCGGACUGGAUUACCACUCCAGCUGCGUCAUGGAUAUUUUUUUUUACCAUUUGGGAAACAAUGGUUUUGAGCUUUAUACCUGUGCAUGUUGGACCCUGCUGACACAUACUGUGCUCCGAUCAAACCAGAAGAAACUGUGUACAGGUUUUUCAUUUUCUUUUAACAUUAUGUCUGAUUCAUUUAACAUUUUAAGAAUUUCAUUUAUUUAUACGAGUCAGAUACAUAAUCCAGAGGGAAUGCCAGCAUGAACUAGCGAGGGGGAAAAAUGUAAUAAGCAACAAUGUUUUGAUUUUGCUUAUAUAUAUCUGAGAUUGGUUUGCUGUUCUAUGAAGCUAACAGCAGUAGUGUAUUAUUUAUUCAUACUUAUGAAGUAUGUUAUUGAAGUGGAUUACACAUUUAUUUUGUAAAUCAUGAAUGUCUAUGUUAGAAAUUUGUGUAUUUUAAUAACAAAUGUCAUACUAAACAUAAAUGCUGUUAUAAAAUAUGAAUAGGGUACUUCAAAGCUUUUGGUCUAUUGUCUCUUGGAAAGCUGAUUUAUGGCACAAUACACUUUUUUUACUGAAAUAUUUCUGGUUUUUUUUUUCUGAUCUCAUUUAAUUUAUUAACAAAAAUACAGGGUUUGGUUUUCUGGAUUCAUUUAAACCUUGCUGUUAAUCUAAUGCUUCUGGCACUAUUUAUGAUAACCUACAUACCAGUUUGUAAAAUGUUUUGUGCUUCAGAAUAACAGACCAUUUAAUGGUAAAAGGUGCUAAGCUGCACCUUCCAACUACAACUACAACCAGACAUGACACCUUUUGGGGAUAGAAGAAAAAAAAACGGGGAGGACUUUCCCACAAAGAAACGUAUUCGAUCGUUGUAGCCAGCCGCACCCAGAUCACAUCCCUCCUGAGGGCAGAGUACUAUUAACAAGGCAAAGAUUUAAGGUGGCAGUCGGAGUGAGAUGGAACUACUUUGCAAGAGGAUCCAAAGACCAUGGCAGUGAGAAAGAGAGACAGAGAAAGAGGCCAAGAGAGAUGGAAGAGGGCUUUUUUGGGGGAUGUGAUGCAUUAAGAGCAUUGUAUUGGACAGAAUAAGAAGAGGUUGACUUCUUGAAUACUUAAUGUGGCCAGUCAAGCUCGAGGCUGGCUAAGGUUGGUGACACAUUUAGGCUAAUGUCCUGACCCACUCCAGAGUAGCAGCCAUCUUCAUCCCAGCUCAUUAUAUCGCGCUGUAGGAGCAGGAGAACUAGAGCGCAGAUGCUACCAGGCUAUACGGAUGGUUAGCUUGUUCAAGGGACUGUCGAGCCCUCUGGUACUUUGUGUGCAACAUCUGACAGAUGUAAAUGCCUGAUAGAUGUCCUUCAAAUCUUCUGAGGCAACUUUCUCGGAUUUAUUUCUUUUUUCUUUUUACUCAGAGGAGAUGUGAAAAUUCAGAGAGAAUGUGGCUUUGUCAGUUUUGGAUGAUAUUCUCUACAAUUGUUCAGUCAGUAUAUACACCCACAGACAAAGAGUAGAGGAUGUAACUGUGGACCAUACAAAAGAGGAAUGAUUAUACAAUUGAAUCUGUAUCAGAGUGAGUUGGGGGGGGGGGGGGGGGGGGGGGGGCAGAAGGUGCAUUUGCCCCAAGUCCGCAGUUCUUUCAGUUACAAAGGGGCCCACCGUGGGCCCAAUCCAGUGUGUCACAUACAUAACAUAUUUUAAAGUUUGCUACAUAUAAAGUUCACAUCGUUAUAAAGUAAAAAUAAAAGACACAUGGUGAAGCAACUAAUGAAAACUACCAAAUCAGCAGCUGUAUCAGAGAGCAAGCUGCUGAUUUAAUGAACCGCCCGACGACCCCAGCAGGUCUCCACAAGCAGCUGCAUGCUGCGCCUGGCUAUAGACGCUAAAUGCUAAGAUACUGAUGGUAGAUCUUCUACUGUGAGCGUGCGCCAUCUCUCUGCUGUUCAGCUCGUUCAAGCUCAGUGUUUGAAAGACUUGGAGGAGCACAGUGGGACCAGAAAGGCUGAGUGGAUUGGUAGAUGGAAGAUUUCAGGAUGACAUUCAAACAGGCGUGAGCAACAAAUGACUGUGGUAACUCAUUUUACAGCAUCAACAACUAUCGUGUUGCCUAGCAACAUAUCAUUUUGCCAGUGUUUGCUGCUUGCAGCUACUGUGGAGUUUAUUUUUCACACAUUUUCUGCUGGUUUGCUCUGCUGUUAGUGGCAGGUAUUUUGAUUUAUGUAGUCUAAUAUUGCAACAUAAAGUCCCGCUGUGAUGUCCUGGUGUUUUCUAUUGUUUUAUCCCAUUUAUAGGAAUGAAGAUAGGAUAAAUAACAGGAAUACCUCUCUGUAUAAUGUAAUACAGCUCAACAGCGCCACACACCAACUUCCUCCAAAGUGAUCAUACAGUUGAGUCAACAACUCUAUAACAAUUUGAAUAAAGACUGAACUUUCUAUGGGAAGAUUUAUUGCAGGAUUUAAAACACACAUGGGAAAACUGACCAGUCUGAUCACAAAGCCACAAAGCACUUAGCUAUUAAAGCCUUUGCAGCAGAGCACUUUAUAUACAGUCUUAUUUAAUAAUCAAUUUAAGAAGCCCCCACCACAGCUUUGUGGCCUGUUUGUAUUGUUAUUGAUUUGACCCUUUUAGUCCCCCCCCCUAAAUUGGGCCCCUGCUGCUCUGAGUUGAUUUGGUUGCCGGUGCUGUGUACAGCUUGUCUCUCUGUCUCUCAUCUAAUCUGCAUCUCCAUACAGCCUAUAACAGGCUGUAGAAGGGCCCACUACAGGUCCACACACUGGCUGCUUUGCAUGGCAGUGCUUCUUUUGACCUGUGUGUCCAGCAAGGAAAAGUUUGAUUCAUCUUCAAUAAGACAUGAGUGAAUCAGUGAACUUUUCCCAAUAACUGUUAACUAUAACUAUUUCCUCUGAUGGAAAAAAAAAGCUUUGCUGUGGGACAUUGUGUGCAGAGAACAUCAUCACUCUGAAGUCUAGGAUUGCUUCUUAACAUAUACACAUUGGGAGAAAUGGGAGGGUUAGGAGGGUUUUUUUAAUUUUUCCCAGGAGCAAGCUAGUUUCAAUGACAGCUGAGCGCACGGUCGAGACAGGGAAUGUUACAUGUUUUCUUCCAGUGGGAGGAGGUGAAUAUGAUAAAAAUUGCUGCUGUUGAUGAAAGCUAGGAAAUAGGAUGGUGAUAUAUCCUGACUGUUUUCCACAGGCAGACACACAAAGAGCCUGAAGCUCGCAGGGAUCUUUUGUAGCGCAAAUUUACAUAUUGAGCUCCAGCUGGGCAGUUAUUUUACUGGCACUCUACAUCAGCUGUUCAUUUCCUGAGCAUAUUCCGCAAUGUGUUUCUUGCAUUGUUUUUUUUUUUAAUUCAAGUCCUGGUAGCCGGUUAUUGUUUUAUUGUAGAGAAUUGGGAAGCCAUCCAGCAUGGUGAUCAGCCUUUUCUAUUUGAACAACUAUGUGCUUCAGUUUCACAAAGGAAUCAGAACGAGCAUUCGUUGGUUGUCGCCAGGUUGUUGCUUCCCGCGCGUCAGAAUGUGCGUAGAUGAGCUGCAUGCCGAGAUGAUUUUGAUAACAAUUCAGCUUCCAUCUUCACGUCCAUCGUUAGCUGUUGUGUAUCACUCUGAGGUAGCAGGACAUAAUGUGCUCUCAGGUAUGAGGUGAUUUAUCGUAUCCCCAUCGCAUGGUAUGUAAGGGUGAUUAAACAUGCUGGUGGUUGGAUUUUUGUGAAUCAGCAACAUCAGUGAAAUGUCUCAGAAAUGUAGCAGUACAAUAACGAUUGGAUUCCCCAGCCUCGAGGAAAUUGAAGAAUUUCUUUUCAUGUUUUAAAAAAAGUUAAAGAUGUAAAGUUGUAUACUGAGAGGAGUUUAGUUCACGUUUCAGAGUCCCACAUCUCUGUGUCUGGCUUUGAGUUUAACAGCUUGAGGGAGACAUACAGUGCAGCAGCCUGUAUCCACAGACCUGUGGUGCAAAACAGCAGAGUGCUAACGCUAACCUUAACCCCAGGGGACAGGAAAUGACUCUUUCCCGACAAGAUCAGGAGUUCCAACAUAAUAAAAGCAUCUUCUGCCUUUGAGUUUCACAGGGAGACAGGUUUAACCGACAGGAAGUCCUGCAAAAAAAACAAACAAAAAAAAUCUCUUGCUUCCUGGUUAGGAUGAGCUGUGAUGUGACAGCACCCAAGGCUGUGUGGAACAGUAUCAAGCUGUAGACUAGAUUUGAGCUACACUCUCCUCCUCCUCUCUCCCCCUCUCUCUAUCUCCUCCUCCCCGCAGAAUUAGCAAGAUUAUUAUUUUUGUAGAGAAAUAUUAAUAAUAAUAAAAAAAAAGAGUUUUAUUACUGUACAGCUUUUGUAUGAGAACAGACGGUAAGGUGUUACAGUGUUUUUGUUUGACCUCAACUGUGCUGUGUGUAAUUGUUUUAUGCAUUUACAAUCAUAUUUAUUAAAUGGAAAGAAGUCUGUUAACUGUGUUCUCAUUUUCUUACAAUAUUUGUAAAGAAAUACUAUGUAUUUGCUGAAGUAAUAUUCAUCCUAUAAAGAAAAGAAAACAAGGA